Molecule: messenger RNA, 2304 nt
Organism: Schistosoma turkestanicum
Lineage: Eukaryota; Metazoa; Platyhelminthes; Trematoda; Strigeidida; Schistosomatidae
Source: the annotation of a GenBank genome assembly
AUGACGGUACUUCAAGUUACAUUCUUCGUACUUUUUGCUGCGGUUUAUUGCGAAAAUUUCGAUGAGGAACUUCUCAUCAAAGAUCUUGGUCAUGGCUAUACAGCAUUCCAUUUCAAUUUCGCUGCUUCAACUUCAGAGUCUGUUUUCUAUUCAAAACACUAUAACAUUCUUCCUAAAUCCAUUAUUCAAAUUCUUAAAAAAUAUAAUGUUGGUGAAUUUCACCUUUCCAUCUCAAAAGGCAUAUGGGAUGAACGUUGGGGUAGUAACUUUGUUUCAGCUUCCUCUUCUGGAGCUGAACUAUGGGCAUGGUUUGGAAAUCAAACUAACAGUGUUGAUCAAUCAUGGUUUGAAUUAACACAUGCCCUUUCGGGAUUAUUCUGCGCUUCUUUAAACCGACUAUCUACAAAUGAACAUUUCGUCUCUCCAAUCCACUCUUACAAGCUGUUUGGAAUAUCAGAAUUCACUAAAGUUCGUGGGGAGGUCCGAUAUUCUCAGCUACCUGGUGAGUCUUUGUGCACUGAAAAUUUGACUCCAUGGACUAAGUACUUACCAUGCAAAUCGUUUGUCGGUUUGGGAAGCUUUCUGCAGCCAACUUCAUUGUUUAAAUCAAAUUACAACACUAUGACUGUUGGAGUGAGACGAAUAUGCUUGGAUUCAGAGUGUGAUAAAAUCGGACUAGAGCUCAAGGAAACAUUAACAGUUGUCUUUGACAGAAGUUUGUUGUUUGCAAAAAGAACAUCUCCUUGGUCUAUCAAGAGUAUCCUUGGUUCAAAAUUUAAAGGAUUUUGCGAUGUCGCAAACUCCAGUCGCGUGUUCAUCCUUACUUCAUAUGAAGAUAUGAAUUUCCCUUUAGACAAUAACCUAAAAGUCGACUAUCUAGAUAAUCGUGUUCUGGCUGCAUAUUCGACCAGGGAUGUAUCCACGUUAUUCACAUCUUUCCCUUUCGAAAUUACUGGAAAAAUGUCCUCUUCACAGCACUUACCUCUUGUAUCAGCUACCAAAUAUAUUACUGGUUCUGGAAAUGUAAGGGGUGGAGUCAAAGUUCUUCUCACUAGUCGAGCUAAUUUCGAUAUAAAGAUAAUCUAUUUUGAUCUAAUUCCAUGGUACACACAAGUUUUUUUCAGUUCCUUGAAAAUCUACUGUUUAGAUCCCAAAACACAAAACCGGACAGUGAUUUAUCCACAUUGGUUGGCGAUUAAACCAAGUUUGGCAAGAAAACGUAUGGGAAGUAUUGAAUUAAUUAUCACUUUGCCUGCUUUUAAUCAGGUAGUCAUUACUUAUGAAUUUCGAAAAGUUUUACAACGCUGGAAUGAGUUUCCACCAGACGCCAAUCACGGAUUUUUUCUUCCUGCAGCAACUGUUUCUUAUGAGUUAAACGGUGAACAAAUUGAUUACUUAAAUAAAACAAAGCAUGCUGCAUCACACAAUUUGAAUCUUCCGAAUUGGGCCAGUAGUUAUAAUCAGUUUUUCAAUUCAAUACAAACCAAUAUAACUCAUUCUGCGGCUCAGGAUAGCUUUGUCCGUCUACAUACUCCUAUAUCCCUGGUCACAAUGCCAACACCAGAUUUUAGUAUGCCAUUUAACGUUCUUUGUUUGGUUUGUUCAGUUGUUGCUGUUGUUUUUGGUUCUGUGCAUAAAUCUACUACUACUGUUCUGAACGUUACUCCUCAAGUAGACAACGAUUCACUGUUAAAACAACUGGUCGACAUUAAUAAACAGAUAUUUCAAUUUCAAGGAAUCAAUGUACAAAUACAUACAUCAGUGAACUCUUCCCCGAGUUAUGGUCACUAUACUUGGAAGUGUGCAGAAGCCUUGUCUGAUUUCUUGGUAAAGCAUCCUGAAGAAGUCCGAGGACUUCGAAUUCUCGAAUUAGGGGCUGGCACAGGACUUUGUGGAAUCACUGCAGCACUUCUCGGUGCCCUUCACGUCCGAUUCACUGACAAAGACUUGACAUAUUUGGACACACUACAUCUUAAUGCUCAGCUGAAUGGAAUCAACAAUUAUGAUUUUACUCCUCUAGAUUGGAAUUAUCCUCUUGAUUGGUCGGGUGAGAUCUUUGAUAUCAUUUUAGCAUCUGAUUGUUUGUAUGAUAAGAAAGUAUAUGAACCUUUCUUGAAGACUGCGACUUUACUAUUAAGAAUAAACAGCAAUGCAUCUUUACUUCUUUCCUUUGAAAAUCGCUGCUCUUUUACAGAUGGCGCAGUUUUGUUUAAGAAAUAUGGCCUCGAAGCCAAUGUUUUAACUACGCCUGAUAAUUCAUUCGCGAAUAUCCGCUUAUUGCGUAUUACCUCUGGUCAACAAUAA